Molecule: messenger RNA, 1113 nt
Organism: Haliotis rubra (blacklip abalone)
Lineage: Eukaryota; Metazoa; Mollusca; Gastropoda; Lepetellida; Haliotidae
Product: meiosis expressed gene 1 protein homolog
Exons: 3
Coding region: 134-400 (88 amino acids)
Cellular component (GO): nucleus
Source: RefSeq, a predicted model, not a curated record
UCUUUCAUUUGGCCGCUGUAGGUUGGUAUACCUCACUUGAACAGUCUUUCUGCAUUCUCACGGCGUGGAGGGAAAGCUUAAAGUGAAGCAAGUCAGCUGGUUGUUUAUUUAUUGUCCCUUGUGAUCAGUAAUAAUGACGGAAACUGCACCACAGCCCAAGUCGAUGAUGCGGGGAAAGAAGUGGUGUGAGGAGGUUGAGGAGGCAUACCGAUUCCAGCUGGCUGGAUAUCGUGACGCAGCUGAAUACAAGACAUUCCACAAUACUGACGUCGUAGACAGGUGGCCACACAAUGGUUUCGUGAAGAAACUGGUCCGGCGUGAUGGCUGCUUCUACUAUUACAACAAGGACAGAGAGUGUCCUGACAAGGAUGUCUCCAAGAUAAAGCUUUACCAGUACUAGAUCUGUGGCAAUCUUCAUCAAGGCAUUGUACAUAGUGCAUGCAUAGCCGUUCGUCAUCCGUUCCUCAACCUAUCUGUUUAUGAUGCAUGGUGCUUGAAGAGAACUUCACAUGAUGAAACUGUUACAUUUCCCCCUCAUUGUCAUAAAUGGUGAAAGGUGUGAUUGGUUGCUGGUUUGACUGUCAUUCUGUGAUAUAUACAUGUAUGCAUCCUGGUCACAGGGCCACCUGUUCUGAUCUCAUGGGAGAUGGUUGUGGUGCUGAUUGUGAUAUGCAUGUUUUGCUGACUAAGUCAAACAAUCCACAUUGUAUAAUAAUUGACUUUGUUUGUGGUUUGACGGUUAUGUGUUCAAGGAAUGUAGCAAAAGAGAGGUGUGUUUUGGAGAAUUUUCGCUGUUUAAUAAGAAGCUUAUGUACAGUUUUAUUGAUCGCCAUUUUAAAUCUUCUAGAAUCAAUAGCUUCAGAAGAUGUAAAUAUGUGCAAUUCGGAAUGAGAAAGGAGAGGUGAUGAUCAGUUAUCAAUCAAUAUUCAGUCUGUUAUAAGCAUUAUGCAUUGUACCAAAGUCAGUUACUUUAACAGGCUUUAAAAUAUUAUCUUGUGAUUACUCAAAUUUACGUCUUGAAAUGAAAAGAAACAUGUAAAGCAUAAUUCAUUCUUUGCCAAACUGUAAUAAAUUGUACAUUCCAUUUCAACUGAAAUAAACUUGACACAACUG